AUGGGGUCCUCUUUGCGAGCGGCGAUUAUCGUCGCCUUCUGUUUGUCGCAGAUCGUGUCUGCAGCGCCAGUCGCUGAUGCUGCCCUCAACGAGCUAAACUCGCGCGCCGACGCUUCAUGCUCCAUCGCAGAUCGCUUGUUAAUUGUACUCCUUCUCAUCUAUCACGGUGACCACAUCACCGGUACGCUUCUCCCAAGUACGGACGCAACCGAGGCCCAACGUGGCUCCCUCGAGCAGCGAAUCCAUGUGGCAGAGGCUGCUGAAGCGACCAAGUACGGUGUCUACCAAGCCCGCAUUGGGCUUCUUCAGCGAGUUCGCACCGUCGCGAUACAAAACAUGGUCGUUGCUAAACAGGCUCAGCUGCAAGAUAGACGCACCCGAUUGCGAGCGGCCAGGCUCCAAGAAGCGCAGGCCGGCCGGAGGGUCACCGAGGCACAAACCUUGCCCCCUGCGCAUGUCAACAAGCAGGUUCCUAUAUUACCGUUCAACAUGCGCUCCGCCAACCCGGGUGCUCUGAAAAUGUGGCACACAAUGCACGAAGCAGCUGGCGCGCACCACUAUCACGCUCAGUCAGCACGGAAGCUUGUGCAGGCCGUUAACGAUCUCAAUAACCUUCUGGCUCAGCCCCAGAUCGACAAGAAUCGCCUCCACGAGCUGACUGUGAGGCUCAGAGAGGCCAGGAUCGAGGAGCAGACGGCGGACCGCUUUCAUUCAGACAAGAUGCUGUCGCGGCGUUGGAGAUGCAACAGAAUGGCCGCCUCAGCGUUGGGGAGCAAGAUCACGGUCCCCCACCUCCAGAGCCCUGCCCGGCGCCGCCCUCUACGCCUCCUGUCCAGCAUCAGCAUCAGCCUCCUGUGUACAGGCCCCCUUUUCUACAGCCCCAUGUGA
Molecule: messenger RNA, 888 nt
Organism: Pleurotus ostreatus (oyster mushroom)
Lineage: Eukaryota; Fungi; Basidiomycota; Agaricomycetes; Agaricales; Pleurotaceae
Exons: 5
Coding region: 1-888 (295 amino acids)
Source: RefSeq, a predicted model, not a curated record